ACGUGCCGUGGACCUCAAAGACGCCACAAGUCUCUAUCAGUCGCCGCCAGCCAUGUGUUGCACAGAUAAUGACGCUUGCACGUGUGUAUGUGUGUGUCUUGACGGUUUACUUUCUAUCAUUUGUUUACUGUCCGUCCCUUGCAGUGCAACAAUAAUCAAUUGCAAUAGGAUGUAUCCGUCUCAGGUUUUAGUUUUGGAGUCUUUGGUAUAAGGACAGCUUGAAUAUUUUUAAUAAGCAAACACCAAAUAGAUAAUUGUCUGUUGUUUACCAUUAAAUCAACACACUAAAAGUGUUGGUAUAUCUGAAAAGAAGAGUGUAAUAUGUUGCCUGUGCAGUUAAUUUUGUUUAUCAGUGUGACAAAGAAAGACCUGAGUGAUGAAGGCAGAUAAAGAAAGAGCUGUGUGACGAAAGGUGAAGCCGACAUGUAGACGUCACACGUGAAAGAUGAACUACGCCACCAGCAGACCGACACAACGAGAAGUCCAUACGCCGAGAAUGAGUGAAACUCCAAAAGGACUCGAGCCUCAGCUAUUGUCAUCACAGCCAGAACCCGAGAGGGGGCUUCACCACUCAGCUCUCUUUAAGCUGAAUCUCCCCACCCAAAGUCCUGCAGAGGUCCACCAGCAACAAACCGAGCUGGAGCUUCAGCAUCUACCACAGACCAACCUUGAGCAGCAGCAGACUGAUGAACGGACUAAAACAGUGUGGAUUAAAUAUCAGUGUCCAGUGUGUGUCUUCAUUUUGGGCUUCUGUUCGUGUGCUGCUAUGCUGGGAAUGACAUAUUACCUGCACCACUUCCUCCAAAACCAGAACCAAGCAGUUGUCGUCACGCCUUGUUCCUCCCCAGCCUGCCAGAAUGCAUCAGCCCAUCUCUCCACGUCUGCUGACCCCUUCACGCACCCCUGUGACUACUUCCUGUUCUCUUGUGGACCUGACCGGCUUUUGCCUGACAGUGGGGGGCGUCACCGAGGUCAGGACAACGUUCAGGGGUCCGGAAGAGGACUGACAAGAGAGGACCGAAAUGUAAAAGAGAGGAGGAUGCUGGACAGGAAAACUGAGCUGCUGCAGAAUAUCAGGCAGAUUUUAGAAUCCAAUGACGAUCUCACAAGCUCAGCUGUGCGAAAGGCCAAAAGUUUCUACCGCUCCUGUUUGGACACCAGGUCCUUGGACACAGCUGGGGCGGAGCCCUUUCUCACGCUCAUCCAGAAGCUUGGAGGUUGGCCUGUGUCUGGCCAGUGGAAUCAGACUGACUUUAACGCCACCCUCAGCGUGCUGAUGAGAGACUACGCCACCUUCCCUUUCUUCAACAUCUAUGUCGGCUCCAAAGACCCUAAUGACACUACUAGUAAGAAGACCAAACGAUACAUACAGAUUGAUCAGCCGGACUUGUUGAUUCCCAUCGAAUGGAACCGCAAGACGCAGAAGUCUCAAGCCAAAACAAAAACGCUGCGUCCUUUCUUAGCAUCAUGUCAGAGGUACCUGGCCCUGCUGGGGGCCCCAGACAACAGCAGGAUAAUCCAUGUGGGUAUGUUCAUCUCUCUGUCCUCUGAACUGGCCGUGGCCGCAGCACCUCUGAGCCAUCGCUUGGCCAAAGGGCUGCUCUAUCAGAGCAUGACCAUCAAGGAGCUACAGCACAAAGCUCCAGCUGUGGACUGGUUGGGUUGCUUGAAGGCUGCUUUCCACCCACAUCCCCUCAUGGAAGACGACCACGUCGUCCUGCACAACUUGCCUUACAUCGUGCAGAUGUCCCAUAUCAUUCGCAAAUGGCUGACAAAGCACGAGCUGAGCAAGAGUGGCCCCCUCCACACCUUCAUGGUGCUCAACUUGCUGCACACCCUGAUGCCUGCUCUGGACUCCAGAUUCUCUGACAUGGCCAACAACUUGUCAGGGACUCUGGGCCAUACGGACGUGUGGCAACCCAAUCUUCAUCUUGAAAAGAUGUUGAACAUGGAUGGUGGGGCUCUUCACCAGGCAGUCCCUCGCUGGAAACGCUGCGUGCUGGAAACCGAACGAGGGUUCAACGGGGUUCUCGCGCAUCUGUUUAAGGAGAACAUCGCAGGCGGAGGAGAGGCAGAAGAGAUGAUUGACAACAUCCUGUCCUCCUUCAAGUCCCAAGUACACCAGCUCAAGUGGACAGACAACAAGACUCUACAGUUUGUUAUGAAUAAGGUUAAGCCCGUAACUUCAACACUUGUGACAACAAAGGAAAUCUCCAGUGAGGCCGAGCUUGACCUGCUUUUUUCUCAGGUGUCUGUCAGCAUGCAGAGCUUCUUCUCCAACUACCUGCAGCUGCUGUCCUUGUGGCAGAAGAGACGCAGCAAGCUGUUGAGCGAGCAGAAUGAUGGCGCCGAUGUGUUGUCCGUCUCGCCAUCUCUUCUGGGACACGAGCUGAUCAUCCCCAUGGGGAUGUUUAUCCCGCCUCUCUUCCAUCCCACCUACCCAAGAGCUAUGAAUUACGGCGUGAUGGGCUUCCUUCUUGCCAAAGACGUCCUUCACCUGCUUCUACCUGACAUUCACUCCCAGAGUGAGUCGGUGCGUGCCGUGGGCGAGUGUGUGUGGUCUCACUACCUCACUGUGACAGACAAGCAAGGGGCGGGGCUUCCUCUGCCCGCAGCACAGCAGCAGGAAGUGUGGCUGCAGUAUUCUGCGCUGCAGAUAGCGCUGGAGGCUUAUAAGAGGAGCCUGAAGAAACAACCGGCAGACACGUCCGUCUCUGGAUACUCACUCACUCGGCUGUUUUUUUUGUCUUUUUCUCAGGUCGACUGCAAUGCUGACCCUUACCAUCAUUUGAUGCCUUUGGAGCCCUCCUUCCUGAUCUCAGCCAUUUGUGCCAAGUCCCGUCUUUGUCCUACCAACCUGGAGUGUCCCAAAGCAACUCAGCGGAGGCCGAGCACGUUGAGUAGCAAAAACGCUGUAACAUUGUGUACGUAGGAGGAUGUAUAAUAAUGUUGUGUAUUACUAACAAGAUGUGUAAGAUGACUAUUUUUCUAUGUCUGUAUAGAGUUUACUGGUGUUGUCUUCUAAGAUAAUAAACUAUCAAGGUCGAUUCCAUGAAAAA
Messenger RNA from Nerophis ophidion (straightnose pipefish), 3059 nucleotides. RefSeq names its product Kell metallo-endopeptidase (Kell blood group) (gene kel). Gene Ontology annotation, molecular function: metalloendopeptidase activity. Gene Ontology annotation, biological process: protein processing. Bases 446 to 2932 code for a protein of 828 amino acids. The record is from RefSeq and is a predicted model, not a curated record. Lineage: Eukaryota; Metazoa; Chordata; Actinopteri; Syngnathiformes; Syngnathidae. The transcript is spliced from 17 exons. Gene Ontology annotation, cellular component: plasma membrane.